Messenger RNA from Talaromyces marneffei, 1296 nucleotides. RefSeq lists its product as uncharacterized. The coding region runs from base 1 to 1296 and encodes 431 amino acids. The record is from RefSeq and is a predicted model, not a curated record. NCBI's taxonomy places the organism in Eukaryota, Fungi, Ascomycota, Eurotiomycetes, Eurotiales, Trichocomaceae. Gene Ontology annotation, biological process: L-leucine catabolic process. The transcript has 5 exons. Gene Ontology annotation, molecular function: flavin adenine dinucleotide binding; 3-methylbutanoyl-CoA dehydrogenase activity.
AUGUCUUCAAAACACCUUUCUCGUCUACUCCUACGCCCAUCCAGACCGGUCGUGGCCUCCGGAGCUCGUCCCUUGCGGGGCCCCGCAUGGAGUCGACAACAUUCAACAAAGCAUCCGAAAGGCUUUGUACCGCCGACAGAUGAUGAUUUGAUACAGUUACGGGAGAGUGUACAAGAUUUUUCGCGUCGCGAGAUACCAGAAGAGGUUGCGGCGCGGACCGAUCAACAGAAUGAAUUCCCGGCUGAGAUGUGGAAGAAGUUUGGAGAAGCUGGCUUCCUCGGCGUCACGGCAGACGAGGAAUAUGGCGGUCUGGCUAUGGGUUAUCAAGCGCAUUGCACGGUCCUGGAGGAAAUUAGCAGAGCUUCAGGAAGUAUUGGCCUCUCCUACGCGGCACAUUCACAACUAUGCGUCAAUCAACUAUCACUAAACGCCAACGCCGAACAAAAAGCAAAAUACCUUCCUGGACUCAUCUCCGGAGACAAAGUCGGCGCUCUAGCCAUGUCGGAGCAUUCCGCUGGAUCAGAUGUUGUUAGCAUGAAGACCACCGCCAAAGCUGUGGAUGGAGGAUGGCUACUCAAUGGGACAAAGAUGUGGAUUACAAAUGGCCCAGAUGCAGAUUACAUCGUAGUCUACGCCAAAACCGAACCCGAGAAGGCCUCCAAGGGUAUCUCCGCAUUCAUCGUGGAAAAGACAUUCAAGGGAUUCUCAUGUGCACGCAAGCUCGACAAGCUCGGUAUGCGUGGCUCGAAUACUGGCGAGCUCGUCUUUGAGGAUGUCUUCAUUCCCAAAGAGAAUUUGCUAGGCGAACUCAACCGUGGCGUCAAAGUGCUCAUGGAAGGACUGGACUUGGAGCGUCUCGUUUUGAGCGCCGGCCCACUUGGAAUUAUGCAAUCAGCCCUCGACCUCGUUCUACCAUACACCCACACCAGGAAACAAUUCAACACCCCUAUUGCACACAACCAAUUAAUUCAAGGAAAACUAGCGGACAUGUACACCAAACUCGCCGCCUCGCGCGCCUACACCUAUGCAACCGCAAAGUCCAUCGACGAGUCUAGCGCCGCACCAUCCGGCACGUUGAUCAGAACACAGGAUUGUGCAGGCGCAAUCUUGUAUGCGGCAGAACGCGCGACGGAGUGUGCGCUAGACGCUAUUCAGCUUAUGGGCGGGAAUGGGUAUAUUAAUGAGAUUCCGGCGGGGAGGUUGUUGAGGGAUGCCAAGUUGUAUGAGAUUGGGGCUGGGACGAGUGAGAUUAGGAGGAUGGUUAUUGGACGGGCGUUUAAUAAGGAGUAUGCUUAA